Nematolebias whitei (Rio pearlfish) is the source of this 1261-nucleotide messenger RNA. RefSeq names its product ribonuclease inhibitor. Gene Ontology annotation, molecular function: protein binding. The annotation marks the transcript as partial. The transcript has 7 exons. Lineage: Eukaryota; Metazoa; Chordata; Actinopteri; Cyprinodontiformes; Rivulidae. The record is from RefSeq and is a predicted model, not a curated record.
GCUGAGUGUGUGGAAACUCUCCAAGAGAAGCUGUGAAGUUCUGUCUUCAGUUCUCAGUGCCCAGUCCUGUAAUCUAAAAAAACUGGACCUGAGUAACACAAGCCUGACAGAUUCAAGAAUCCAGCUUCUGUCUGUUGGACUCAUGAGUCCACAUUGUCAACUGGCAACUCUCAGACUGAGUUGCUGUAACCUGUCAGAGAGGUGCUGUGAAUUUCUGUCCUCGGUCCUCAGCUCCCAGUCCUCCGGUCUCACAGAUCUGGACCUGAGCAACAACAACCUGCAGGACUCAGGAGUGAAGCUGCUUUCUGUUGCUCUGAAGAGUUCACACUGUCACCUGGAAACUCUCAGACUAAAUUACUGUAACCUGUCGGAGAGAAGCGGUGAGGUUCUGUCGUCAGUCCUCAGCUCCCAGUCCCCCGGUCUCAAAGAACUGGACCUGAGCAACAACAACCUGCAGGACUCGGGAGUGAAGCUGCUUUCUGCUGCCCUGAGGUGUCCACCCUGUCACCUGGAAACUCUCAGGCUGUCAGGCUGUCGGGUCACAGAGGAAGGCUGUGCUCCUCUGAACUCAGCUCUGAGCUCCAACCCUUCCCAUCUGAGAGAGCUGGACCUGAGCUACAAUCAUCCAGGAGACUCGGUGAAGCUGCUGGCAGCUGGACUGAUGGAUCCACACUGGAGACUGGACACACUCAGGGUGGAGCCUGCUGGAGUCCGAUGGCUGACACCAGGUCUGAGGAAGUAUUCCUAUCAGCUCACAAUCGACACAAACACGGUGAGCAGAAAACUCCAGCUGUCCGACAACAACAGGAGGGUGACCCGUGUGGAGGAGGUCCAGUCAUAUCCUGUCCAUCCAGACAGAUUUGAUGUUUCUCAGCUGCUGUGUGGAGCUGGUCUGACUGGUCGCUGCUACUGGGAGGUCGAGUGGAGGGGAAGAGUUUUCAUAUCUGUGAGCUACAGAGGGAUCAGAAGGAGAGGAGACAGUAAAAGCUGCAGGUUUGGAUGGAAUGAUCAGUCCUGGAGUCUGGAGUGCAUUGAUGGUGGUUACUCUGUCUGGCACAAUAACAAUGGAAUAUCCAUCUCCUCCUCCUCCUCCUCCUCCUCCCGCAGAGUGGCAGUGUACGUGGACUGUCCUGCUGGCAUUUUGUCCUUCUACAGAGUCUCCUCUGACUCCCUGAUCCACCUCCACACCUUCAACACCACGUUCACUCAAACUCUUCAUCCUGGAUUUACCGUUAGUUCUGGUUCAGUGUUUGUGUGUUGA